AUGUCUACAGAAAUGGAGGUUGAUGAGCCUCAAAGACUCCCCGUCACAGUCACCAAGCCAAUUCCUCUAACAUAUGACCUCGGCCACCUCACUGCCUUCGAUUCAAAUCCUCUACCACCUUUGACCCCUUCAACUCUCGAACAAACCCUACACUCAACAGCCCGUGAUGCCACCCAGCUUCUCAUAAACCAAAUCCUCACCACCGUCGCUCUAAAAUCCACCCAAGACGGUGUCUAUGCCACCCUGCCAGAACCAAUCACAAAUCUACCGCGUGAGAAACCAGUGCCCAAGGCCAAAGAACUCACCUCAUGGGAGAAAUUCGCAAAGAAGAAGGGAAUUGCUGCCAAAGCUAAGGAUGGGAAGAUGGUCUAUGAUGAGGCUACCGGAGAGUGGGUUCCUAAGUGGGGGUAUAAGGGUAGUAAUAAGGGCGGAGAAGAUGAUUGGGCUGUUGAGGUUGAUGAGAGGAAACAGGAGGAUGUUAAUGCCAAUCCCAGGAGUUUGAGCAGAGCAGAGAGGGUGGAAAGGGUUAGAAAGAAUGAAAAGCAGCAGAGGAAGAAUGAGAAGAAUGCUACUGCGGCUUCUUCGUCAGGUUCCGGAGGGUACAAGAACCGCAGGCGUUAG
Messenger RNA from Orbilia oligospora ATCC 24927, 621 nucleotides. RefSeq lists its product as uncharacterized. The transcript has 2 exons. Gene Ontology annotation, biological process: endonucleolytic cleavage in ITS1 to separate SSU-rRNA from 5.8S rRNA and LSU-rRNA from tricistronic rRNA transcript (SSU-rRNA, 5.8S rRNA, LSU-rRNA); ribosomal large subunit biogenesis; ribosomal large subunit export from nucleus. Bases 1 to 621 code for a protein of 206 amino acids. Gene Ontology annotation, cellular component: nucleus; preribosome, large subunit precursor; nucleolus. The record is from RefSeq and is a predicted model, not a curated record. Gene Ontology annotation, molecular function: protein binding. NCBI's taxonomy places the organism in Eukaryota, Fungi, Ascomycota, Orbiliomycetes, Orbiliales, Orbiliaceae.